AUGUAUUUGGGGAGUCGAUCUUACCAAAACAGUCCAAAUCUCAAGACCGCACCGCAAACAUUGACAACAUCCCAAGACAACAUUCAAGAAAGCGACGACGACGCAAAGACAGCCACGCCACCGCCCUCUUCUUUGUGGCCUCUUUCAACCGUCCAGAGGUCUGACUGCUUGGUCUCGGUCUGGCUUGGUGCCGUCUCUUGCUACCCCACAAUCUGCCUCGUGUGCCCAAACAUCAGAUUCCCGUCCGUCGUUCCCUUGGGACCAAAGCACAGGUCUCUUGAAUAUCCCCUGCUGUUUGUUGUGCCUAUCUAUGGACUUUCGUCUACCUGUAGUACCGUGGCCCGUGGCACUGACGUCUUUCCUUCCCUCUCCCUUUCCUUUGGCUCUACCAAAUCCACCGACUCGCGAAGAACGCGAAUUACAGCGGCCCGCUACAGUUGGUUUUCCCCUCUCCUUGUUUACCUCGUCAUUCUGUCUCUGCAUCUUGAAGAAAAAGGAGAGACGAGACAUUCGACACGCGACAAGAGCCCACGUACGAUUGACGCCGCCCCCUUGGGAACUAAUCAACCCCCGGCCUCAAUCGCUUCUACCUCAGCUCGACGACAAGCCGUAUCCGUCGUCCCCCACCGCCUCUGUCCCUCUCCAGGUCGCUCGCCCUCAACUCCAGGAUCCCCUCUUCAACCAGCUGCCCGCUGCUCGCUGCCCGCUGCCCGAGCACCAAGGGAAAAAGAGACUUUCCAGUCCGAGAACUCAAUUUCCCGCCAACCGAACAUUUCUCUGCCUGACGACAAGAGGCAUCGGACCAGAGACGAACCACCACCGCGCCGACGCCGAACUACCGCUAAUCCCACUGCGCUGACGAACUUUCGGACCCCUUGCAACCCCGCGAUCCUCUCCUUUGCGACGGACGACAGCUCUCGACGGAUCAGCCUUCUGUUGUUGCGCGGCACCGCAAUCAUGGGCGAUCGCGAUAGGGAUAUCGAGGAGGGCAACGAGGCGCUUGAUCCCGAGCUGCUCUACACCAAGGAGUACUGCAUCGGUGGAGGAAGCUUUGGCAAGGUCUACAAGGGAGUCGACAAGCGCACCGGUCACGCCGUAGCCAUCAAGAUUAUUGAUAUCGAGAGUGCCGAGGACGAAGUCGAAGACAUUAUCCAGGAAAUCGCCAUCCUGUCCGAACUGCAGUCCCCCUAUGUUACGAAAUACUACGGCUCGUAUGCCAAGGGGGCGGAACUAUGGAUUGUCAUGGAGUUUUGUUCUGGCGGAAGCUGCGCAGACCUCAUGAAGCCAGGUCUGAUUGGCGAAGACUACAUUGCCAUCGUUAUUCGCGAGCUGCUACUCGGUCUCGAUUACUUGCACACGGAUAAGAAGCUGCACCGCGAUGUCAAAGCUGCCAAUGUACUACUCAGCUCCAACGGGCAGGUUAAACUCGCAGAUUUUGGCGUUUCGGGGCAGCUCUCGGCUACCAUGACGAAGAAGAAUACUUUUGUCGGCACACCUUUCUGGAUGGCCCCGGAGGUCAUCAAGCAGUCAGGGUACGAUCAUAAAGCUGACGUCUGGUCGCUUGGUAUCACGGCGCUGGAGCUUGCCAACGGCGAGCCACCGUAUGCUGAUAUCCACCCCAUGAAGGUGUUAUUUCUAAUCCCCAAGAACCCCCCACCACGGCUGGAAGGAAACUUUACAAAAGCAUUCAAAGAUUUCAUCGAGGUGUGUUUGCAGAGGGACCCCAAGGACCGACCUACGGCCAAGGACCUGCUCAAGCAUCCGUUUAUACGCCGCGCAAAGAAGACGAGCUACCUGACCGAGCUUAUCGAGCGCCACAGCCGGUGGGCUGCGACGCACAAGGGCGACGAUGACGAGAGUGACCAAGGGGGUGAAGAAUACUACGAGCGCCGGCAGGUCGACGAGGACAUGUGGGAUUUCGGCACAGUGAGGCUUGUAGGAGAUCGUGGCGGCGUUGUUCCUCGUCCCGGACUUGGUGCUCUGGACGAGUCUGCCACCAACGCCAGAGCUGCGAGAUCUACGGAAAGCAUAGAUGAUUACGGAGAGCGUUCGAGAGACAGCAGUCCGACCAAGAUUCGCGACUUUGGCCGAGACCUCGCCGUCGCCUCUGAUACCCUCAAGGCGGCCAGUGCCAACACGGGGACCUCUCGACAGGCAUCGCCGCAACGGAAACCAGUGCCGUCAGUUGCGCCUGCGCCGCAGUCGCCGGCCAAGGUGCCUCUUCCAAUGUCACCUGAGAAGUUGCAAAGAGGAGGAGGAGGGGGUCCAGAGACACCGCGACCCGUCUCUCGAUUGAUUCCUCCUGCCGUCCCGGUCAGUCAAUCUCCGGACUACGACCGAGAAUUACAGGUUCAGUUGCAGAAGGACAUGGGCUUGAUGAGUCUAGGCCCUGUAAUCCAGCCCGCCGACUUGCAACACCUCGAUGAUGCUACACCCCCGCGACCCCCUCUCCAUGGGCCUCGGCCAAACAACAAGUUUGCACCGAUUACUCUUCCAGAAAUCCCACCAUACCGCGGCAGCCCGCAGGCGCAACAAACGCCGGUCAGGAUACCGAGCCAAUCUCCGAAUGGGCAACAUCGCCAACCGUCUGGCCAGGCGGCGCCGCCUCCACCACCAAAGGCAUACGCGCUGCCCUCAAAGACGCAGACACCUACUCCUGAACCCGCGGCUCCUUCAUCCUUCCCCCCGCCAGCGCCGUCUAACCCCAACGGGGAGUUGGACGCCUUGAACGAUGUCAUUUUCCCUGCACUCGAGGAGGCGCUAAAGAGGAGACAAAUUAGGCUGCAACAGGCAUUCCGACCUCAACAGGGUUCGUCUAGCCUCGUGGCCAUGAACCAGGUGACCCCAAAGCAACAACGAGCGGAGGCGGCUCACGAGAAGCUGCGAAAGCUCGUAUAUAAGCUCGCUCAUGUGUGUAAAGAGAUUGACCACUAUGACAAGGCGGAGCCCGUGGGUAUGGGCAGGGACGUUGGCACCUUCCUGGAGGGGUUGUUGGAGGAAAUUCUCGUCAGGGUUGAACCCCUCGACGAGGAGGAUGUUGCGGCGGGUAAUGCUUGGUGGGGCACCCGACGAGCACAUGCUCGGAUGCUCGCGAGUCGUCGCCGGCUGACCGGCGAGGUGGGAUGGAAGAUGGGAACGAGCUGCCCCGUUGAUGACACGACAACACACGGGGUUCUGGAGGAUAUCUAUCGCCCCAAUGCGAAAACGAAGAGGCUUAUUACGUACGAUGCAAAGGGCUAA
Molecule: messenger RNA, 3240 nt
Organism: Colletotrichum lupini
Lineage: Eukaryota; Fungi; Ascomycota; Sordariomycetes; Glomerellales; Glomerellaceae
Exons: 10
Coding region: 1-3240 (1079 amino acids)
Biological process (GO): protein phosphorylation
Molecular function (GO): protein kinase activity; ATP binding
Source: RefSeq, a predicted model, not a curated record